AUGUCACCCUCUUGUCUUGAUGAACUGUUUCGUAUACCAAAGAAGAAAACAAACACCAAGUCAGAGGAUGUUCAAGUUCAGUCCCCUUUGGCAAGGCUCCCAGGCUCCCACCAUUGGGACUACCCUUUAAAAGAGUGGAAAUUACGUGCUAACAACAGAGAGCCUUCCAUGAAAGGAAAAAGACAGAAGGACUGCAACAGAGACAGCUCUAAUGAUGAAGAAUCAAUUGGGCAACCCAAAGUUACCUUGACGAAUGUCCUGAGGACGAAAAUUGGAAGAAAAUACAUAGACAGCCACGUAAUAAUUGAUGCAAAUUUAUCUGAUGCUGACAAAUUGCAAUCAGGUCAACUACCCUCAUCAUCUGUUGCCAGUCUACAGACAUGUCAAAUAUUAAGUUCUCCUCAUGAAAGUUCUUUUCUGUCUGAAAGGUCUGAGCAUUGCAUGAGAAAGACAGAUGAUGAUCUGUGUAAAUUGACCAAGGCUUCUAAGGAACCAGAAAAAAAUGUCUUCACUUUUAGAAGACGAGAGCUGCGGAAGAAAG
This is a messenger RNA of Leptosomus discolor (cuckoo roller), 541 nucleotides long. The record is from RefSeq and is a predicted model, not a curated record. Lineage: Eukaryota; Metazoa; Chordata; Aves; Leptosomiformes; Leptosomidae.